CUACCUCAAAUCAGACUCAGUCAUUUGUCUCCUACCGAGCCAUCAACGUAACAAUCUUGUCGUGGAAGAGGCGCACGCACACUGCAUCACCGCUCCAAACCCAGACCAAGACAUUGGCAGUCAACAUGAGUAGCAGUCACCUUACCGCAUCGAACCAGGCCGACGACUUACAAUCCAUCAACAACACCACCCUCGGGACAAACGCAAAGUCUUUUCCAGUCGUCACCCUCCCAAAUGGCGAGAGGCUGCCUACGGGCACGGUGGGCGCCCUGCUCGUCAACAUCAGAGCGUUCGAUGCUGGCGACGAGGGGACCCGAGCGGCCCUGGAGCCGGCCAUCCGAGCGGCGGUUCCUGUCCUUGCAAAAGUCGGCAUGUUUGACCUCUUCACGCCCGACGAAUGGAUCAACAAUGGCGGGCCGGGCAGGGCGUUGGUGGGCCAGGUGGCAAGGGCACGAUGUUAGGAGCGCGAGCGAAGGGACGAAAUAGACCAAAGGGUGGCCUCACACUGAGCUCCAUACACGGGCGUCUCAAAGGUUGGCUGUUGAUGAGAUGCAACAAUAGUAGUCAAACAAUACCUG
This is a messenger RNA of Purpureocillium takamizusanense, 578 nucleotides long. RefSeq lists its product as uncharacterized. The coding region runs from base 126 to 461 and encodes 111 amino acids. The transcript has a single exon. Lineage: Eukaryota; Fungi; Ascomycota; Sordariomycetes; Hypocreales; Ophiocordycipitaceae. The record is from RefSeq and is a predicted model, not a curated record.